GCAGGGUAGUUUUCUAUCAUGGCGGACGACGAAAACAAUCUGCCACUUCUAGCUUCUGAAGAAGUGAAUCAGGUUUCAUUGGAGGAGGAUGGUUCUGUGCUAACACGACAAUUGUCGCCUCAGCAGGAUCCAGAAAUCCGAACAGCUGCUUUCAACACAACAAGAUAUGACAUAAUCAAGGCAACCCAGUAUGGCAUAAUCGAUCGCUGCAAAGAGAUUGUUGAAAAUGGGUACGAUGUUAGACAGCCAGAUGCAGAGAAUGUCACUCUACUUCACUGGGCAGCAAUCAACAACAGAAAGGAACUGGUUAGGUAUUAUUUGUCUAAGGGUGCUUACAUAGACCAGUUGGGAGGUGACUUGAUGUCUACUCCUCUUCACUGGGCAACAAGGCAGGGGCAUCUACAGAUGGUUGUUUUGCUCAUGCAAUAUGGUGCUGACCCCUCACUGAGAGAUGGCGAAGGAUGCAGUCCCAUUCAUUUGGCAGCGCAGUUUGCACACACGACGAUUGUUGCCUAUCUAAUAGCGAAAGGACAGGAUGCGAACAUGCCAGAUCGAAAUGGGAUGACACCACUGAUGUGGGCAUGCUAUAGAGUGGUUAAUCCGGAUCCAACGCGGCUGCUCCUAACAUUUAAUGCCGACAUUCACCUGCGAGAUCGUGUGCAUCAUAACACGGCGCUUCACUGGGCACAAGUCAGCAGUAACCACUCAGUCAUUCAAAACCUGCUCAACACUGGUGCUAACGUGGAUGCGACAAACGACAAGGGAGAGACGCCGUUAGAUAUCGCCAUCGAUAAGAACAACCAGUGGAUGGUAGAGAAGCUGCAGGCAACCCGGCGUGACCGUGGGCUCGACCACAGCAACAUCUUGCAGCGCUUUAUCAACGACAAGAAAGUACGCUGGUCUGUCAUGUGGUUCUGUCCCAUGUUUGUACUCUUUGGGAUUGGUGCAAUAUUUCAAUGUGGACAUCCAUAUUGGGGCAAACUUCUCAUGUUUGCCUGUCUUGGUUUAAUAUUCCACAUCACUCGCAAGUUCUUCUUCGAUGACCGAGUGAUGGACAUUGGACCGCUAGCAGUGUUUAUGGGGACAAUAUUUUUAAAAUAUGUGACAUACAUCUUUUGGGUGUGGCCUGUUCUUCGAGACGUGCUCUCUGUCUUCCUUGUUGCUGGCUUCUCUGCAGGGCUCUGGUACAAUUUUUAUAAAUCAUGGAAGUCCGAUCCUGGAAUUGUAAAAGCCAGCAGAGAGCAAAAGUUCAGGACAGUGGUGGAGUUAGCUGAGCAGGACACAUUUGACCUCAGUUGGUUUUGCACAACAUGUAUAGUCAAGAAGCCAGUGAGAUCAAAGCACUGCUCUUCUUGCAACAAAUGUAUAGCGAAGUUUGACCACCACUGUCCUUGGGUGGGCAACUGUGUGGGUGCACUGAACCAUAAGUACUUCAUGGGUUACCUCUUCUUCAUGAUGGGUCUACUGAGUGUCUACAUGUACUGCAGCAUGGAGUAUUGGAAUCACACAUGUAUUCCGUAUCUGCCAAAGCAUGGCAUUGUAGCACGGUUGCUUAGUCUAGCACAGUGUCAUCCGUGGACAAUAUGGCUGUUUCUGAAUGCGGCGCUCCAUACAAUAUGGGUGACAGCUCUCCUUGUCUGUCAGCUAUAUCAGAUUGCAUGGCUAGCAAUGACCACGAAUGAGCGAAUAAACUGUCAUAGGUACCAGCAUUUUGGAGCAUCUCGAAACAGCAGAGCAAAAAGCCCCUUCGACCGAGGCGUCUUCAGAAAUCUCGUCGACUUCUUUGAGCUGCGUUGCUGCGGACUGUGCAAGCUGGACCGCGUCGACUGGUUGACGCGCUACGAUGCUGAGAUGAAGCCCAGCGAGCCGUACGGCUACCAGCCCGUGCCGCGUGAGAACUAUCAGUACGUGUGAUGCACGCGCGCGCGCACGUCGCCGCCCUGCUGGCUGGUAUACUGGCUACUACUGGCUAUAUGCAUGGUGGCCAGGCAAUGUCGCCGCGAGGUCCUGCGCGUGGUCUAGAUAGAUGGUCGGUGAGCCGCUGUCAGUCUUGAAUGUUGGCCGACGCGACAGAGAGACGCUGUUGUCAGGUGGCACACAGGAUGCCUAGGCAGUGGUGCAGGCAUGGCUAGGUAACAGCCUAAAGGACAGCGUAGCGUGGCUAAGGGGGCAGUGUGGCAUAUGUCACGGCGUGGCUAGGGGGGGCAGUGUGGCAUGUAUCACGGUGUGGCUAGGGGGGCAGUGUGGCAUGUGUCACGGUGUGGUUAGGGGGGCAGUGUGGCAUAUGUCACGGUGUGGUUAGGGGGGCAGUGUGGCAUAUGUCACGGCGUGGCUAAGGGGGCAGCAUAGCCUCGGUCACAGUGUCAUUAGUCAGGAAGUCGAUACAUUCAGACAGCUUGAUACAUAAGCACAAAGAGUUCGAGUGUGAUGAAGUGAAAAUUGCAAUCAAAAUCAACAACACUGCACAUGCUACCUGUAACGAUCUGUAUGUCAAUGUCAACCUGUAUUUAUCUGAUUAAUGUUCUUGGGUUAACGCAUUUAUUCGUCAGUCGAACGCUUGUUGAAUGUGCGUGGUCAGGCCCAGUGCAGCUGUUCUAUUGUAGUGCAUACAUAAGCACAUCCCUACGUGCUAAAUUCCAAUGUGGCUACUAAAUAUUUGACAGGUUUUGGGUGAGUAAACUGCAUUCCCAAUGUCUCAUUCAAUUGGAGUUAUAUUCAUAAGAGACUUUAGCAAGCAGCUUUUCCCCAAGGUUGUUCUCUCCUGUAUGAUUGCAGGCUCGUAUGCGUUCGCGUGUUCCAAAUAUAGUAGACUUACUUGUGUGUGGUAGUAAACAUAAAUGUGCGUUUCAUACGCUGCGUAUUAUAUAUUAUAUAUGCGUAUGCGCAUGCGUGUGCGUGUGCGUGUGCGUGUGCGUGUGCGUGCCUGCG
Molecule: messenger RNA, 2928 nt
Organism: Priapulus caudatus
Lineage: Eukaryota; Metazoa; Priapulida; Priapulimorpha; Priapulimorphida; Priapulidae
Product: palmitoyltransferase ZDHHC17-like
Exons: 16
Coding region: 19-1914 (631 amino acids)
Biological process (GO): protein palmitoylation
Cellular component (GO): Golgi membrane
Molecular function (GO): palmitoyltransferase activity; protein binding
Source: RefSeq, a predicted model, not a curated record